This is a messenger RNA of Dicrocoelium dendriticum, 1171 nucleotides long. NCBI's taxonomy places the organism in Eukaryota, Metazoa, Platyhelminthes, Trematoda, Plagiorchiida, Dicrocoeliidae. The record is from the annotation of a GenBank genome assembly.
GGUGCUGAGCAAAUGUUUAACCUAAAUUAUGGAAUAAGUUAUCAUCAAAAUCGGAAAAUGUGUUAAUUUUGGUGAAUAUUAGUUUUCUCUUACUUAGACAUCUACGGUCUGAUUCUGACAAGCUGGAAAAGCUUUCGGUUUAUUUGGUCCAAUCACUGCUGAUUGUGGCUUAGUUUUUAUCUUCACCAUGAUUGUUUUUCGUUACCUAUUAUGUCAGAAAGCCGAUGCCCUCUUGAUCGAUUUCACUCUGUUAACCAGCACUAAAGCGAUUCAGAGCGCAUCUCGAUCUGACCGUCGCAUUAAGCUUCAUCUUCACUACAUUAGAAACUUACUUGGAAAUGUCGAUAACAUUCGCUUUUAUCCUGUGGACUUCUCUACUGGGACUCGUACUCGUCACUCUCUUACGCGUUCGUGCUCGUUACAAAUCGUCCAAUGUAGCAACCAUACGAAGCAUGAUCGUUUUUGGUUCCGGUGGACAUACAGCGGAAAUGCUUCCAUUUGUUGAUGCCUUGACCAGCCGCUAUUCCCCACUAGUAUGCAUAGUGGCUUCUUCAGAUUACAUGAGUGAAGAUAAAGUGUCAACCUUGUUACAGUCUAAACAUUUGGAGUAUACCAUCGAACGCAUCCCUCGGCCUCGUGAGGUCAAACAGGCUCUAUCUACAGCUAUCUUUUCCUUUUUAUACAGUUGUAUGCUGACCAUCCCUAUUGUACUUCGCCACUCUCCCGAGCUGGUGUUAUGUAAUGGUCCGGGAACUUGUCUACCGAUCUGCUUUGUCGCCUAUAUCUUCCACCUCAUCUUCGGGCACAAACUGGUCGUUGCCUACGUGGAAAGUGUAUGCAGGACAAAGACCCUUUCUCUCACAGGAAAAAUACUAUAUCACUGCCGCUUUGCUGACAUUAUUGUACAGUGGCCAGAGCUAAGAGAUAUCUAUCCACGUUCGAAUUACUUAGGUUUGCUCUCUUGAUGGGUAUCCUGUGAACGAAUCCUAAGUUGUAAAAAGAAACACUUUGUAAUACAUUUUUAGGAACUUUGUUGCCCCGAAUUUUAUUCCCAACUACUCCCUUCGACUCUAUUGUUCCUAAUGUCGCUGAAUUUCACGCAUAUCCACAGCCGUGCAUCGUGGAUGUAAGUGAUUCGCUUGGAUCUCGAACAAUUCGUAAUACUCCAGAG